AUGUGCAUUGCUAAGGGAAUUUUCAAAAGAUCCCUAUCUGGGAAGGAAUCGAUGUUUCGUAGGGCAAUUCUUCUUGGAUGCAGCGCUGCGAAAACUCCAUGGAGUGAAUGUAGUAAUGCUCAACUUGUGGAUGCUGUGAAGUCCCGCAAAAUUUCAUUUUAUGGCUUGGAACAGGCAUUGGAGCCUGAUUACAGGCGUGCCAUUGAGGUGCGUCGUGAGGUGGUCUCCGAAAUUGCUUCCCAGCAGCCAGAAGCCAAGAAAAAACAGAGUGCCCUGCAUACUAUCCCCUUUGAGAAUUAUGACUGGAACAGGGUUGUCGGUCAAAACUGUGAAAAUAUCAUAGGAUAUGUACCAAUUCCGCUUGGUGUUGCCGGGCCAAUACUUAUUGACGGAAAGGAGUACCCUAUUCCUAUGGCUACAACGGAGGGGGCGCUUGUAGCUAGCACCCAUCGUGGCGCUCGAGCCAUAACACGAUCUGGCGGUUGCAAGACACUUUUGUUAGGUGAGGGCAUGACAAGGGCUCCCGUGGUGGAGCUUCCAUCUCUGGAGGAAGCGGGAAGGCUUCAUAAGUACUGUAAUGAAAAUUUCUUAUCACUAAAGGAGGCUUUUGAGUCCACAACGCAGUAUGGGAAGCUGAAUUCGCUAAAGUGUGUUUUGGCAGGACGAAAAGCGUAUCUCCGGUUCCGUGCGACCACGGGUGAUGCAAUGGGAAUGAACAUGAUCACAAAAGGCGUGGAUAAAGCCUUGUCAGUCCUGCAGCAGCAUUUUCCUUCAAUGGAGAUCCUUGCUUUAUCAGGUAAUUAUUGCACAGACAAGAAGCCAUCAGCGGUAAACUGGAUUGAUGGACGUGGAAAGUCGGUAGUAGCAGAGGCUACAUUGCUUGCUGAAGUCGUUGAAGACACCCUGAAAUGCACAGUUGACAGCCUUGUAUCUCUUAAUAUUGAUAAGAAUCUUGUUGGUUCAGCUAUGGCUGGGUCUGUUGGUGGAUUCAACGCACAAGCUGCGAAUGCCGUUGCUGCCAUUUUUAUUGCGACAGGGCAGGACCCAGCGCAGGUGGUGGAGUCUUCAAUGUGCAUUACGACCAUGUCAAAGGUGGGCAAUGAUCUUCUUAUCUCCGUGACAAUGCCAAGCAUUGAGGUUGGUGUUGUUGGAGGGGGCACAGGACUGGCGGCGCAGCGAGGCUGUUUAGAGUUGAUUGGGUGUGGCGGCCCGAGCAAGGAAUCACCGGGUACAAAUGCACAGUUGCUUUCUCGUGUUGUCGCUGCGGGUGUACUUUCAGCUGAGCUUUCUCUCAUGUCUGGCUUGGCCGCGGGUCACCUCCUAAGCGCCCACAUGCGCCUGAAUCGCAAGAAGAAGUGA
Messenger RNA from Trypanosoma cruzi, 1359 nucleotides. RefSeq names its product 3-hydroxy-3-methylglutaryl-CoA reductase, putative. The coding region runs from base 1 to 1359 and encodes 452 amino acids. The record is from RefSeq and is a predicted model, not a curated record. Gene Ontology annotation, molecular function: hydroxymethylglutaryl-CoA reductase (NADPH) activity; protein binding. Gene Ontology annotation, cellular component: peroxisomal membrane; endoplasmic reticulum membrane. The transcript has a single exon. NCBI's taxonomy places the organism in Eukaryota, Euglenozoa, Kinetoplastea, Trypanosomatida, Trypanosomatidae. Gene Ontology annotation, biological process: sterol biosynthetic process; coenzyme A metabolic process; isoprenoid biosynthetic process.